UCUGUCAGUUUUCAACUUUAACAGUGAAAAAAACUAUCUUUUUUCUCUUCGCAGUAUGUCGAACAGUAGUGAUAAAUCAAGGUGGACCCGUAGAAGGCUAAGGAAUGCGGCUUUUGCUGCAGGUCGCCUGCCCCGUGAUGACAGCGACGCUUCUUCAACUUCGUCGACUGAAGAUGUGGAAAGUGCCGCAAAGCGCCAUCAAGGUGAUAUAUCUGACCAAGAAGAGCAUGAAGCGGAGAGUGAAGAUGAAGGCACAGAAUCUAGCAGCAAUGAGGAAGGAAACGACGACGAGGAUGAUGACGAGGAGGAAGAGCAGGAAGGCGAGCAAGAAAGUGAAAUUGAGCAGGACGGGGUGGAUGAGGAACAUCAUGACAGAGAAGAGCCUAUUGUGGCACAAGCAGAGCCUGCAGAUAACGGUCUAGAUGUUGCUCAAGAUGCUGUGCCGCCAGGUUUAAACCUUGAGGACCUUCUGGAACGCAACAGCAAUGAUAGUGGUGACUCGAGCAGCUCUAGUGAAGAGGAAAGUGAUCAAGAGAGUGAUAUAAGUGAGAGUGAUGACAGUGAAAGUGAUGACAAUAAUGAAAGUGAUGACAAUGAUAGUGAUGAUGGAAAUGAAAAUGAUGAGCAAAAUGAGGAUGGCCACCGAGUGGAUGGGGAUGUUCCUUUAUAUGAGAAUGCUCGUAUAUCUAAAAUGGAAUCCAUAAUGUUGAUUCUUACCUUAGCCAUGUCCUUUACAUUAAGUGGUGAAUGUUUGGUGCGAAUUAUGGAGAUUAUUGAGUUACAUUGUCCGCCUGUUAAUCAUUGUGUGAAAUCUUUGUUUAAGUUCAAAAAAAUCUUUGCUGACAUUGGAAGAAAAAUUCUAAUACUGCACUAUUUCUGUGAGAGAUGUUAUAAAAGUCUUCGGGGGAAAGAUGGUGUCUGCAAUCAAUGUCGGGAUGAGACCAUAAUCUCCUUUUUUAUAGAAAUUCCUUUCAUACAGCAAUUGCAAAAGCUUUUCAUGAGGACUGGGUUUGUAGAACGUCUCAUGUAUAGAUUUCAGAGACGGAAGCAGCAUCACAAUAAUGUAGAAGACAUAUAUGAUGGGCGUCUUUAUCAGGAAUUUGUAGAUAAUGGUUUGAACGAAGCAGAUGUCAAGUUGUCAUUUAUGUGGUACACAGAUGGUGUUAGUAUAUUUAAGUCAUCAAAAUACUCAGUUUGGCCUGUAUUUUUUGUGAUCAAUGAACUUAGCUAUAAAGACAGAACUAACAAGGAAAAUAUUAUUCUUGCUGCUUUAUGGUUUGGUAAGUCAAAACCAAAACCUAAUUUAUUUCUACAACCAUUUCAACAUAUUUUUCAAACUUUUCGUACAGUAGGAUAUCAAUUUCAAAUUGCACAGGGUCCAGCUAUCAAUGUGAAAGGUCUGUUGCUGUGUGGUACAUGUGACCUUCAAGCAAAGGGUCUGUGCUUACGUAUGAAGUUAGCAAACGGGUAUUACGGCUGCUCAAAGUGUUAUUCUUGUGGAGAAAGGGCCAGGGCAGGAAAGACUACUGUUCAUGUUCACAGAUACAUUAGAAAAGAAAAUAUGCAGCUUCGAAACAACAAUGAUGUACCUGCACUUGCUGAACAAAAGGAAAUGGGUUACAAAGGGCUGUCUGUAUUGUUCCUUCUGAUGCCCUCAAUGAUAAGAGGUGUGGCAAUUGAUGUAAUGCACAUGGUUUUUUUGGGUCUUAGCAAACUACAGACCAAAUUGUUCUUUGAUCCCCACUUUUCAGGUGAACCAUAUUCUUGUGUUCAAAUGAUUGAUGUUGUUAACAAUAGACUUCGUAGCAUUAAGCCCCCAAGUUAUGUACAACGUUUUACUCGGACACUUUCUGACCUUAAAUUGUGGAAAGCACUUGAGUACAAGCUUUGGUUUUUCUAUUACUCUUUGAUUGUGCUGGAAGGUAGGAAAAUGUUUAUCUUGAACAUCAUUUAAAAUUGGUUUCUGCAAUAGCCCUCCUUUCAACA
Messenger RNA from Frankliniella occidentalis (western flower thrips), 1986 nucleotides. RefSeq lists its product as uncharacterized. Lineage: Eukaryota; Metazoa; Arthropoda; Insecta; Thysanoptera; Thripidae. The transcript has 3 exons. The record is from RefSeq and is a predicted model, not a curated record. The coding region runs from base 56 to 1954 and encodes 632 amino acids.